Messenger RNA from Seriola aureovittata, 3426 nucleotides. RefSeq names its product wingless-type MMTV integration site family, member 4b (gene wnt4b). The transcript is spliced from 9 exons. Gene Ontology annotation, molecular function: cytokine activity; frizzled binding. Gene Ontology annotation, biological process: multicellular organism development; neuron differentiation; canonical Wnt signaling pathway. The coding region runs from base 484 to 1560 and encodes 358 amino acids. The record is from RefSeq and is a predicted model, not a curated record. Gene Ontology annotation, cellular component: extracellular region. Lineage: Eukaryota; Metazoa; Chordata; Actinopteri; Carangiformes; Carangidae.
ACCUGGAAUGGACGCUUUUGUUUUCCUGGGACUGAACCAAGUACCUGCGGACACAAUGUUAUUAGGCUUUUAUUAGCACUCCUGGAUUUUAAGAUUUGUUUCUGGGGGUAGAUUUUUUUUAAAUUUGUCCAAUUAAAUUGGAAAUGAGGAUUAAUUUUUGAAUUAUAAAAAGAUGAGUUUUACUUGUAAUUCGUAAAACCCUCUUGUGAGCAUGCUUUUGUCGUCACUGACAGCGCUAGAGAAGAAACCGAUGAACGACUUUGCUGAUUAAAAUUUGGACAAAAUUUGGUCAAACAAAAGGGAAGAAUAACUGGAUAUCACAGGACUAUGAACUGAUAUGAGGGGAUCAUCCCCAGACACUGGACCAGAAACAUAAACCAACACCAGACACACAGACAGAUCACUUCAACUGUGGAGACGGGCAGCGUGCUGUCCAAAGACCCAGCCUGACGCACGGAGACGGACAGACAGACAGACAGUCUGAUGCCAACUGUCUCCACUGUCAAUCUCACGGCACCACUCCUCCUCCUGUUGCUAUGGGCAACCCACCCCACCAUGGCAACCAACUGGCUCUCCCUGGCGAGGCUGCCUCGCUCCAGGCCUGUGUCCGGUGCUGCCCCAUGUGCACGGCUGAGGGGGCUGACCCCAGGGCAGGUGGGGGUGUGCAGGGCACGGGGGGAGGUCAUGGAGUCCGUACGCAAAGCAGCAGAGAUGGUCAUAGAAGAGUGCCAGCACCAGUUCAGGAAUCGCCGUUGGAACUGUUCCACCACCCCACGUGGGAUCAAUGUAUUUGGCAGAGUCAUGAACCAAGGCACUCGUGAGGCGGCCUUUGUGCAUGCUUUGUCCUCCGCAGCUGUGGCAGUAGCGGUGACCCGAGCCUGCACUCGCGGGGAGCUGGAGAGGUGUGGCUGUGACAGGAAGGUCAGGGGGGUCAGCCCCGAGGGUUUCCAGUGGUCUGGGUGCAGUGACAACCUGUCCUAUGGUGUGGCUUUCUCCCAGACAUUUGUGGACGAACCAGAACGAGCCAAGGGGCUGUCAGCAGGACGACCGCUUAUGAAUCUCCAUAACAACGAGGCUGGUCGAAAGGCCAUCCUUCACAACAUGCAGGUGGAGUGUAAGUGUCAUGGUGUCUCUGGCUCUUGUGAGUUGAGGACCUGCUGGAAGGUCAUGCCUCCGUUCAGGCGCGUCGGCGUUGUGCUAAAGGAACGCUUUGAUGGAGCCACAGAGGUCCGGCUGACUCGCAUAGGAUCCAGGACAGCCCUGCUCCCCCGUGACCCCCAGGUCAAACCCCCUGCUGCCAGAGACCUUGUGUACCUUGCGCCUUCUCCAGAUUUCUGCCAUCUCGACCCUGACAACGGUAUCCCUGGGACUGCUGGUAGGAGAUGUAACGGAACUUCUCGGCUGGCACCAGAUGGCUGUGAGCUGGUGUGCUGCGGGCCAGGGUACAGAGCGGGACGGGCUGAGGUGGUGCAGCGCUGCUCCUGCAAGUUCUCCUGGUGCUGCUCAGUCCGCUGCCAGCAGUGCAAGAACACAGUCACUAUUCACACCUGCAGAGUGUAAGACGGCCCAAACAAGACCAAACUAACUGACCUGAACAAACCACCAGACAGACACUUUGGAACACAAAGACGGAAUAAGGACAACACAGACACCAAACUAUCGUACAUGUUGGCCAAAAGUAGGUUUAACUAACUCUCAUCUCGGAGCAGCGAAGCUAGAGUUAAUCCUGUUGUAAAAACUGCAAAGUUAGAGCACAUACAAAAACAAAGAACGAUGACAAAGCAUCAGCAGCAAGUAAGGCACAAUUGAAAAUCACUUCCACCUUUUCUUGACCUUAUUCAACACGGACAAGUGGUCUGUGCCUUACGUAUGCACACAUGAACACAUGCACACAAACAUACUCGCAUUGAACAGCUACUCUCACAUUGAACUGACAAAGCUUUUGAAGCUGAACUUAACCAGAACUAACACAGAAAACAUUGCAGCACUAUUUUUGUUUGAUGCAAACUAUUUGCAUUGUAUCAUAGACUAGCAGGUCGUUGAAAAAUUGACUCUAUUUAUGUUUUCUUCUCUAUUCUCGUUUAUUUAUUUGCGUAUCUUCACUUCAGCCUCCAGCAGUGACAUCUCAAACAGCAAGGAUAACUUCUACUUACACCAGUGUCUGUCUUGUGUUUUGUCCCUCACUGUCAUCUCUUCUGUGAUCCUGCACAAGCAGUCUUUUUAGGUUUGAUCAAGAAAUCUAAUAAAUACAGUAGUUUUAUCCAACAGAUGUUUCUUGAGUUUCUUAUUGGCCAGACAUGUUCAAGAUGUUUCGCUUGAAAUUCUCAACUAAGGUGCACGAGUUAGCUGCAAAGAUAAAGGUACCCUGUGAAGUUUUUGACCACUAGAGGCACUAGGAGCAAUGUUUUAAAGAGUUUAUACAAAUUUUUACAUUGUUUUUUUUUCCUUUCUGUUUCAACCCCCUUUCAAAUAGGAAUUGUAUUAGCCAGUGUGAUUGACGCCCAGAUCUGCACAACACAUUGUUGAGAUUUGGGGAUGUGCCCCUGCAAUCAGUGGUUACCCUCAACACCCUUCUCUCCAUAGACCCACAAGGAUGUUAAUGUGGAUCACUGGGGAACCGUUAUCCCAGCCUUAUAUCAUAUACACUCCUGCCAUGUGCAAAAAGCCAUACAGUGAGUGUAUAGUGCAUGUAAGCCAUGAAACACGGACUGAGUCACCUUGCAAUGCACUGCCAAAAGGCAGAGAAGUAGACAGCUUGUUGAUGUGAAGAAUGAAGGUUUCAAAAUAUUAAAAGACUGGCUUUCCUUUAUGAAAAGGGAAUGUAUUCAGAACAUCAAGAAUACACAGAACGUUUAAGUCAAAAACACUGACGUAAACAUAACUAGUGGUUCAUCGGACCAUCAACAGCUAAAAUGAUCCCUCUUAUGAUUUGUUGUGCAGGUGGCAUUCUCACUCGAACAUACAUAACAAUGGCUACUUCCCAUGUCAUUAAACCAUUUUUAUUAAAAAUAUCCUGUGAUUACAAACACCCAGAAAUCUACUAGCAAAGGUUAUCAUCUCAAUCUCUAUCGAGAUUAAGAUCUAUUGAAAAUAUUACAACUUAAUUUGUUAUAUUAUCAAUCACUCAAAGUUGGUAGUCUAGCGAUAAAAAAAAAAAAAUCUGGAUAAAAUAAAAAGUCAAGUUUCAAAAUGAAUAACUAAAUUUCCCAAAACAGAGUCACAGAAUUAAUACAAUAUACACAAAAGGAGAAUAAAAUAGAAAUUCAUAAGUCACCUUGAGAAGGGAAAUUGGUGAAAAUGCACUUGGCCUCCCGCAAAUGUCACUGGGAGUUGGAAGAAAAUCAUUUCAAACAGCUACCUUUGUCUGGAGUGAUAAUAAAUCUCUUGUGCUUUCGUCAGGGUCAGAAAAGAAAGCAAAUAAAGUAC